Stegastes partitus (bicolor damselfish) is the source of this 2828-nucleotide messenger RNA. It is a transcript of the gene nipa1, whose product is annotated as NIPA magnesium transporter 1. Gene Ontology annotation, biological process: magnesium ion transport. Gene Ontology annotation, molecular function: magnesium ion transmembrane transporter activity. The coding region runs from base 35 to 1042 and encodes 335 amino acids. The transcript has 5 exons. Gene Ontology annotation, cellular component: membrane. Lineage: Eukaryota; Metazoa; Chordata; Actinopteri; Pomacentridae. The record is from RefSeq and is a predicted model, not a curated record.
UGUGCUGCAGUUCAGCUCACACAUAUCCACAGCUAUGGCUGCUCACUGUGCUGAAGUUUCUGGAGUUUCGUCUCCAAAUAUUGGGAUACUAAUAGCUGUAGUAUCAAGUCUCAUCAAUGGGUCGACAUUUGUGCUCCAGAAAAAAGGAAUGUUACGUUCCCAGCAAAGAGGAGGCUCGUAUCUGAGGGACGUGGUGUGGUGGAAUGGAACCCUGUGCAUGAUUAUCGGUCAAAUCGGGAAUGCAGUGGCGUACAGCAUGGCCCCUGCUGUGACAGUUACACCUCUAGGAGCUCUUGGAGUUUUGUUUGGGGCUGUGCUGGCUGCUUGGAUCCUGAAAGAGCAUUUGAACAUCCUGGGGAAGCUUGGCUGUCUGUUGUGUUUCUGUGGCUCUCUUGUGCUCAUCAUUCAUGCACCAAAGGCAAAACCCACCUGUGAGUUGGGUUCCUCUGGAUCUGAUGUGCCCUUUAUGCACGAACCAAAGGCAGAAGAAAUGCCAAGCAAGGAGCUGAUGGACAGGCUGUUGGACCCAGUGUUUGUAACUUAUGCCCUCUUGGUGGUGCUGCUGCUGAUCGCUCUAAUCGUGUGGAUCGCUCCAGUCCACGGCAGAUCAAACGUCAUGGUCUAUGUCGCAAUAUGUUCCCUUUUGGGAACUUUCACAGUUCCAAGCGUCAAAGGACUCGGCCUGGUCCAACCGGAGGUGUUUGGUGAUUAUCCGUGCAGCAGCCGAGCCACGAUUCUCUUUCUGGUCCUGCUGGGGACGCUGAUUGUCAGCAUCCUCACGCAGUUCUUCUUCAUCAACAAGGCCUUGGAGUGUUUCAGCUCCAACUUAUUUGAAGCCAUAUACUAUGUGACAUUCACAUCUGCCGUGAUGCUUGCCUCUGCUCUCCUCUUCAAGGAGUGGACGGCUCUAACUGUGGUGGACAGCAUCACCUUGCUUUGCGGCUUUUCAACAGCGUGUGUCGGGGUGGCUAUACUCCGCAUCUCCCAUGAGGCUUUGAUUACUUGGAAGAAGAAGGAGGAGGGACGGGAAAAGACAGACUGAUUGAUUAUGCCGUCAUAUUUACUUGACUUCUGUGCCAUGCAGCUAAGCCCAAAAUUAUUCAAACUCAUACCAAAUUUUGAUUUAUAAUGAAUUUUUAUUUGACCAACAGGUUGGAAAUGACCUAAACAAGUAACAAAAGGCAUUAAUAUUGUCUGCUGAUAACAAAUGUCAACUAUUUCUAUGUAUAUUUUGACUUUUUUACUAAAAUCGCCAAGUCCAAAAUGAUUCAUACCCCUUGAAAUUGUCAUAGAUUUUUGAGAAAAUGUAACCUCUAUAUAGUUCCAUAAAGUCCUAGUAAUGUGCUAGUCAAAAAGCCAGUGCGCUAUUAUGGUCCAUAAAUGCCAGAGAUUUGCACAUUGUGGCUGCUCACAAGACGUUUAAAGGCUAUAAAGUCAUAUCCAGGUGUUUUCAAGUAUAAGUUGCCGCAGAGCAAAGCACAAUGACAAAGUACAAGACGUUGCACACUGUGAAAUCUCAGUGGGUGCGGUAGAAAGCCAGAAGUGACCCCCGUGCUGACAAGAAUGGUAUAGAGGCCAAGAAGAGUCCAACAAUCAUCACCAAGACCUUCCUGAUGAAUCUGGGCAAUUCUGGUCCAGAUAUUUAAAGACAGAUACUUCAAACAUAAAAAUAGAAAAAAAUCAUCACUUUAACAUAAUGUCUGACCAUCUUUUUUUCACUUGUUUGUCAUUUCCAACCAUAAGAAGCUUAUUGGUCUAAAAAAAAAAGUCACUAUAAUUCAAAUUCGCCUUUUGGCACAAACAGUAUUAGCUUUAACUGUAUAACUAGUUUUCCUUUAACUUGAACUUACCUGCAAUAACAAAUCUUAAAUUUAAAUGCACAAUAUUUUGUGUUGUUGUUUAUUUUACAUGAUCAUUCCUGUGUUAAUUUCAUUCCGAUUCACGAAUGCAGCUCUCAACAACAUGGACCUCAUCGGUAGUAAUUUGCCGACGUUAAAUUUUUACCCAUUUACCCAAACAUUGUAAAUAAUUACGCUUACUUUCCUCUUGAGGCUUUAAAAGGCACCUUAAAUGUUGUGCCUUUCUCCCAGUUGCCAGACUGUCUCAGUGUGGAGUCACCUACACUUUGACUUAUUCAUUGUGCCUGUGAAUUAUUCAGAGUAAUUUCAGAAGCAGUCUCUUUAGUGCAGGAGUUGUGUAGAAGAUGAAUAUCAACAGACUGACUGAGUGUUUGGUCUGAUGGAGGAAUUUAACCAUCUGAUGUCAAACAUAUUCCUUUGGUACUGUGACCACUUCCUGUUUUUGUCUUCUGGUUAUAAAUCUGUAUAUAUAUAUAUAUAUAUAUAUAUAUAUAUAUAUAUAUACUAGAAAUUGAUCCAAUUGUGACAUUGUUUUAUCCUAUUUUUUUUUUAUUAAUUUUAUUUUGUUUAACAAAAUAAUUUUUAUCCUGUAUUGUGUCUUGCCUUUUUUGCACAUAUGUUUGCUGUUGCCCGUUCCUAUAUCAUGUACGCUCAAUUUAUGUUUGCUGCUCAACUCAGGUUGUUUUACAAUGUGCAGUUUAAAUAAACUUGAUUUUCAGUGAUUUGACUGUGGAACUAAGAGAAUGCUAUGGGUGGAAAUAGAUGAAACUAGCAACUAAAUUUGAGUUGCUCAGCUUGAAUAUUUGCAGUAACACUGACUUUGAAUUACAUUUUAAGAUACCUGAAUAAUGGUAUGAAAAAAUAUUUAGAUUUACAUCAUUUUGAAGUAAAUGUAAUCUACUUAAAUCUAAUGUAAAUCAAAUAGUUGGAAUUUCAACUUCUCAAUUUGAAUAAAUGCAUUUGAAAUGG